AUGCCUUCCCCCGCCGCAGGAAAGAGUGAAACCCCCCGCACUCCUACCAAGCUCGGACGGCCCAAGCAGGGUGCCCCCAAGUUAGGCAAGAAGGCAGACGACCAGGAGCUCCGCCCAUCUCAAUCAGAAUCCACUCUGCGAAACACAGCAGAGGAUGCUCCGGAAAAUGUAGCAGACACCAAGGACCAGGCGGAAGGUCAAACAGAAGAAGCUGCCGACGACGCACAAGGCAAAGUCUCACAAGCCGGAGACGACCUUGAGCAGGCCGAGCCGAAGCCAAUCGAUGACGCUGAAGAGGCAGCCGGUGACGCCAAGUCCAAGGCCGAUGAUGCAAAGGAGAAGGCCCAAGACACCGCCGAGGGUGUUGAAGAAGAGGCCGAGGAGACCGGCGAUGACGCGGAUGACGCAACCCAGAAGGCCGGAGAGGAGGUCGAGCCCGAUACCCAGGAUACCGAGGACGACGCCACAGACACUGCCAGCAGGGCCGCUGAGAGCAGCAAGUCUGCUGGCCAGGGUGCGCUGAGCGGUGCUCGCGGACUCGCUGGACGAGCUCAGGGCCUGGCUGGCAAGGCCACGGACGAUCCCCAGGGCGCCGCAGAGGACGCGGGCGAAGACGCCCAGGAUGCCGCUGGCGAUGCUGCCGAAGAUGCCCAAGAUACUGCUGACCAGGCGAAGGAUUCCGUCGAGGAUACUGCCGACCAGGCGACCCCCGAUCUAAGUGUCCUUAAGGGCUUGGAAGUGGACGACGAAGGUCUCAUCCACGACAAGGACGGCAAGCCUCUUGGCCGCCUUGUUGAGGGCGAUGCUGAAGAUCUCGCUGGCUAUGCCAUUGGCGAUGACGGCGAGAUCCUCGACGACGACGGUGACCUCGUCGGCCGCUGCGAGCUUCUCCCUGAAGCCGCUCAAGACCAAUUGAAGCAGGCCAAGGACGACAAGAAAAUGCCCCCUCUCAGCAUCCUCAAGGGACUCUCCGCAGACAAGACUGGCCAGAUUCUCAACGACGAUGGCGACUUCAUUGGUCACGUUGUCGAGGGUGAUCCAUCUGAGAUUCAAGGGCGUGAGUUUGAUGAAAAUGGCGAGAUCCACGACGAUGACGGCAACCUGAUUGCCCGUGCCGAGCUCCACCCCGACGCCGCCGACCUGGUCGACCAGGAUGAGGAAGGCGAAGAUGAGGAGGGCGAGGGCGAGGGCGAGGGCGAGGGCGCCGCUGAGGGCGCUGUCGAAGGCGCUGCUGACCAAGCUACUGCCGCCGCGGACACUGCAGAGGAAGGCGCUGCUGACGUCGAGGAUGAGCUUCCUGGUGUUGACGCGAUUGAGGGCAUGGAAAUCAACUCUCAAGGCGACGUUGUUGACGACAAGGGUGAUGUUGUUGGUCACCUUGUAGAAGGUUCCGUUACCGAUGUCAAGGGUCUUACUGUCAACGACCAGGGUGAGGUUGUUGACGCUGAUGGAAAUGUCCUCGGCAAGGUCGAACUCGCCGACGGAGCCGCCGAGAAGCUCAAGGAGUCCGCCGCCGGUGCCCUUGACGUUCGCAUCUUGGAAGGCCUGAAGGUCAACAAGAAGGGUAAAGUCCUUGACGCUGAGGGCGAGGAAAUCGGCGAGCUGAAGGAUGGUGAUGUCCAGGACGCUGCUGGCAAGACCAUCAACGAUAAGGGCGAGGUCUUGGACAAGGAUGGCAACGUCAUUGGCAAGGUCGAUGUCGUUCCUGGCGAGGCCGCCUUCGAAGCCAUGAAAUCACUCAAGGAACGCCUUGGUGAUGAGGCUGAGAACGAGCCUGAAAUUAUCGAGGUCAUCCCUGACAUCAACGAGCUCGAGGGCUUGAAGGUUAACAAGAAGGGCCAAGUUCUCGAUGAGGAUGGUGAGCCGAUCGGUGAGCUCGAGGAGGGUGAUGCCAAGGAGUGUGCCGGCAAGAAAAUCAACGAAAAGGGCGAGGUUCUUGACAAGGACGGAAACGUUAUUGGCAAGGUCCGCGCUCUGCCGCAGCAGCGUGAGGCUCCCGAGACCGAGCAGGUCGAGAUUACGCCUGAGCUUGAUACUCUUGAGGGCCUGAAGGUCAAUAAGAAGGGCCAAGUUCUCGAUGAAGAUGGCGAAGUUAUUGGUGAGCUCGAGGAGGGCGAGAUCAAGGACUGCGCCGGAAAGAAGAUCAACGCCAAGGGUGAGGUCCUCGACAAGGACGGCAAUGUCAUUGGCAAGGUCAAGACUAUGCCCAAGCUUGUUGAGCAAGAGGUCGGUAAGGCCGAAGACGCUGCCGAGGAUGCUGAGGCAGCCGCCGAAGAUGCGGAGGAGGCUGCUGAGGAUGCUCAGGAGGAGGCUGAGGAUGAUGGCCGACCUCCCCUUUCAAUCCUCGACGGACUUACUGUCAACAAGUCUGGCAAAAUCAUCGACUCCGAAGGCAACAUUAUCGGUGAACUCAUUGAGGGUGACGCCAAGAAGCUUUCAAAGGCUGGCAUCACUUCCGAUGCUGAAGGCCAAUUCUGGGACAACAAGGGCAACGUCAUCGGUCGUGCCCAGACCGUGCCCCAGGAAGAGGCCGAAGACGAGUCUCCUUUCGCCGGCCUUGAGGGUCUUAUUGUCGUCAAGGGCGGAUAUGUCGAAGACGAGAACGGCAACCGCGUCGGCCAAGUCGUCGAAGGUGACGCUAAGAAGCUUGUCGGUCGUGCCGUCGAUGAGGAUGGAGAUAUCAUCGAUAAGAAGGGCUCAGUUGUCGGACAUGCUGAGCGUUAUGAAGAGCCCGAAGAGGAGCCCGAAGAGGAGCCCGAAGCCAUCGACCUUUCUGAUCUGGAAGGUUUGACUGUCAACAAACAGGGCAACGUCAUCGGUAACGAAGGUGUGCCAGUUGCUCGUCUUGUAGAAGGCAACCCUAAGGAGAUUGCCGGUCGCAAGCUCGAUGACCAAGGCCAGAUCUGGAACGAUUCCGGCAAGGUCGUUGGCCGCGUCGAACUGAUUCCUCCAGAGGAGCGCGAGGCUAAGCCCGAAGGCCCCUUCGCCGGUCUUCAAGGCCUCCGCGUUGUUCAGGAUGGCAACAUUGCUGACGAGGACGAGAACAUCGUCGGUCAAGUUGUCGAGGGCAACCCCAAGCGCCUUGUGGGUCUGGCUGUUGAUGAGGAUGGUGACAUCCUUGACAAAUACGGCAAUGUUAAGGGCCAUGCCGAGCCUAUUGAGGAGGAGGAAGAGAUCCCCGACGAUCUUUCCGUCCUCGAUGGUCUUAGCCUCAACAAGCAAGGCUACCUCGUUGACCAGAAUGGAACACCGAUCGGUCGUCUCGUUGAGGGUAAGCUUGAGGACCUCGUUGGCCGCAAGUCUGACGGCGAGGGUCAAAUCCACAACGACACUGGCAAGGUUGUCGGUCGCUGUGAGUUGAUCCCCGAAAAUGAGCGUGUCCAACGCAAGGAGGGUCCCUUCGCCGGAUUGGAAGGCCUCCGUGUCGUCAAGGACGGCUUCGUCGAGGAUGCUGAUGGCAACCGCGUCGGACAAAUCACCGAGGGCGACCCCAAGAAGCUCGUCGGCAACCAGGUCGAUGAGGACGGUGACAUCAUUGACAAGUAUGGCAACGUCAAGGGCCACGCUGAGCCCUGGGAAGAAGAAGAGGAGGCCGAAGUCGACCUAAGCGCUCUUGCCGGCUGCACUGUCAACAAGGCCGGCAAUGUCGUCGACUCUGCCGGCGUCAUCCUUGGCCGCGUUGCUGAAGGCGACCCAUCAACAAUGAUUGGCAAGAAGGUCGACGGUCAGGGCCAAAUCUGGGACAACGCUGGAAACGUCAUCGGCCGUGCCGAGCUCGUCCAGGGUGUCUCAUCUACACCUGAGGGACCAUUCGCUGGCUUUGAUGACAACUCCAUUGCUAAGGAUGGAACCGUUCAGACUCCCAGCGGCGAUAUCAUCGGUCGCGUGAUUGAGGGCGACAUCAAGAAGCUCGUCGGUCACAAGGUCGAUGAAGAUGGCGAUAUCAACGACAAGAAUGGCAACGUCAUUGGUAAGGCCGAGCGCUGGGAGCCUGAGGAGAAGGAGCGCCGCAUCAACCCCAUGGCUGGCAUGCGUGUCAACAAGGAGGGUGAGGUCCGCGACGAGAAUGGUGAUAUCCUCGGUCGCCUCACUGCUGGUGACCUCGGUCACUGCGCCGGUCUUGAGAUCGAUGAUAACGGUUAUGUCAUCGACAACGACGGCAACAAGGUCGGCGAGGUCACUCUCAUCGAGAACAUUCAAGAAGAGGAUCACGAGGAAACCGACGAGGAGAAGCAGCGCCGUGAGGAUGCUGAGCUCGCUGACAAGAUGGCCAACAUCUGCCAGCAGACGCUUGAGCGUGUCCAACCUGUCAUGAAGCAGAUCACUGAGUACAUUGAGCAAGCUGAUCGCACACCGCGUGAUGAGCUCGAUGAAGAGGAGCUUGUCAACAACGUUAAGCCUCUCAUCAUGGAGGGUUCCCGUAUCCUCGAAGAGUGCAACGGUGCGCUGCGCGGUCUCGACCCCGAUGGCCGUAUCGCCGCCCAGGCUAAGGGUCGCUCUGAGACCCGUGAUGCCACGCCCGAGGAGUACCGUCUUGCCGAUCUCCUCAAGGAGCUCACAACGACCGUUGUCACCACCAUCGACAACGCGAAGAAGAAGAUCUCCGACAUGCCCCACGCUAAGAAGAAGCUCAACCCGCUCUGGGCCCUGCUCACCGAGCCUUUGUUCCAGAUCAUCGCUGCCGUUGGUUUGUUGCUCACCGGUGUGCUCAACCUUGUUGGCAAACUGCUCAAUGGUCUUGGUCUUGGCGGUCUAGUCAAUGGUCUGCUCGGUGGCUUGGGCAUCAACAAGCUACUCGGCGGUCUGGGUCUUGGAUCAGUCUCCGAGAUGUUGGGUGGUGGAAAGAAGGACAAGAAGAAGGGUGGAGGUGCCAGCAACCUGCCGCUUGUCGGCGGUCUGCUCGGCAGCAAGAAAUAA
Messenger RNA from Didymosphaeria variabile, 4917 nucleotides. RefSeq lists its product as uncharacterized. The record is from RefSeq and is a predicted model, not a curated record. The coding region runs from base 1 to 4917 and encodes 1638 amino acids. NCBI's taxonomy places the organism in Eukaryota, Fungi, Ascomycota, Dothideomycetes, Pleosporales, Didymosphaeriaceae. The transcript has 2 exons.